This is a messenger RNA of Amblyraja radiata (thorny skate), 2702 nucleotides long. It is a transcript of the gene churc1, whose product is annotated as churchill domain containing 1. Gene Ontology annotation, biological process: positive regulation of DNA-templated transcription; fibroblast growth factor receptor signaling pathway; multicellular organism development. Bases 211 to 549 code for a protein of 112 amino acids. Lineage: Eukaryota; Metazoa; Chordata; Chondrichthyes; Rajiformes; Rajidae. The record is from RefSeq and is a predicted model, not a curated record. The transcript is spliced from 4 exons. Gene Ontology annotation, molecular function: zinc ion binding.
GCUGCAAGGGGGCGAUGUCUCUGGGUGGAUGUGGAUGUAGUUUUCUACCUCAGGGGAUGCAAGGCCCGCCAGGCCCUUGUUGUGCAAACUGCGGCCGUCAGCUGCAGGCCCGGCCCCGGCCCGGCCCACCCGGACUGAGAUCAUCAGCCGGAGACCGUUGCCCCGGAGACGGAAGCGCCGGCUCUGCUGAGGCGGCCGAUAGUUUGGGCGAUGUGCGUGGGCUGCGUUCAGAGGGAGUACCCCGACCGGGGUAACACAUGCUUAGAGAAUGGCUCCUAUCUACUGAAUUAUGUUGGAUGUGCUGAGUGCAGCAAAAGAGACUUUGUAAUGAUAACUAAUCGAACCCAGAACGACGAUGACGGAGAAGAAAUUGUUACAUAUGACCAUAUAUGUCAGAAUUGUAAUCAUGUAAUAGCAAGACAUGAGUACACAUUCACUGUUGUUGACGACUACCAGGAAUACACCAUGUUGUGUAUGUUGUGUGGAAAAGCAGAAGACUCUAUCAGUGUCUUGCCAGAUGAUCCACGACAAAUGGCUCCUCUCUUCUGAAAUCUCUAUUUCUGCACACUUUGGGGAAAAUAUUUGGGUUAGGUGAGAAGCAGCAAGUUGGAGAAAUGAAUGAUAAACUAAAAUAGAAACCUUUUCUAAACCUGUGACUAAAGAAUGUUCCAUAAAUAAAUCUAUGUCAUCCUUUCCAAUUUUUUGUUUGCAUUUAUUGUUGCAUAUUUAACAGUGUUAACAUGUAUUUCUACUUUAUUUUAAACUGCUGUCUUUUCUGUCUAAUGUAUAACUUGCAUGAUUUUCACUACAACCAACUCAAUGCAUUUUUGGAAAGGAGAAAAGCAAUGCUCUGCUUUUAAUUCAUUUUACAGGGAAUAUAUCCAAACUAAUUUGUAUUCAAUUUAUAUAUAUUUUUGACCUCCUCAGAGGAUGAAUAUCUUGUUUUUGGAAUUGGCUUCCAUUUAGUCCACAGGUCAUUUUUUCUUUUUCCUUGGGAAUUGGGUGAGCUGAGGUACAAAUCACAGAGAUCCAGAACAUUUAGAAAUGUAGGAACAAGGAACUACAGAUUAUUGUUUACAAGAGAAGACACAGAGUGCUGGAAUAACUCAUCAGGUCAGGUAACAUCUCAGGAGAACAUAGAUAGGUGAAGUUUAGGGUCGGGACCCUUCUUCAGACUACUUUGAUAGCUGACGUUUCGGGUCGGGACCUUUCUUCAGACUGGUUGAUAGACGACGUUUCGGUUUGGAACCCUUCUUCAGACUGAUUGUAGGCCCAGAAUAUUUAGUAGCUAUCAGGAGAUAGAAUUCAGUGUUAAACCAAUGGGUUUCUAUUGCAUCUUGUUUUUUUAAAUCAAUUUAUUUGUGGGAUAUGGAAGUUGCCAGCAUCGUCGACAUCUGUUGUUCACCCCAGUUCCCCAGAUGGAUGAGGCAGUUAAGAGUCAAUUGAACAGGUGGGUCUGAAGUUGAGCAUUGGCCAGCUGGCUAAGCAUGAAAGAUUUUCUUCUCUGAAGAAUAUGAGUGACCCAGGUUUGUUUUUAGGAUAAUCUGGUAAAUAUAAUUAUUAAUGAUAAUCUGGUAAACAAGCACUUUGAAAUUUGAGAGAUAAUAAUGCAUUGUUAAAUUUUGCUCUAAUCUGUGGUGUAAUUCCAGUAAAACAGUUGUGUUUAGAUUUAGAUUUUAGGGCAAUUUCCCUAUCCUUUGAAGCUGAAUUGACAAUUGUUUCAAAGUGAACUAAAAAUAUUUGUCAUCUGUAAAUGAGAAUGUGGAAGUUGGAGAGGAAAAUAAUAGCAUUUGUGGCUGCUUGAACAAAAAUAUUGGAUAAUUUUAAUAUGUGUUCAGUCUUUCAGAAGGAAAUUAAGUUUGCACCGCAAAGAUCACCUGAUGAUGUGUCUUGGGCUGUCAACUGCUGGGAAUUGUGUUCCAUUUAGCUAGCUAAUGAAAUACUGUCUCUCAGAGCUGCAGCGGUAGGCAUUUUCUGUUUGUUAUUCGAGUGAGCAAAUUGCAUUUUUAUACUCUGAUGGAGGAUGAUUUUGAUUCACUCUGAAUCAUGAAAUUUGUUCUCCUUUUGCAGAAACUUUUAAUAAUUGCUAAAAUGAAACUAGCAUAUGAUUCACUAUGUGGUAAUCCAAUGCAAUAUUGCUUUAAAUUAGAAUCAUGAGCAUUUAAUUAAAGCAAUCUUAAAACAUUUUUAAAAUGAUUCACAAUAUGGCCUUUCUAGGUCCUUAUUGUACCAAGAAAUUUCCAAGAUUUUCAGAUGUAUCUCAUUGCAGCAACAGUUGAUACAAACGACACCUAAAUAGUUUUUAAUACAGACCAGACAUUGACUGUGCAUGUCCUGCUUAUUGCUUGUCUUUGUUACCUGCGAGAGAACACAUGCAAGUAAGUAUACCAUAAAAUAAAUUGAAGUGGUAUUUGCUUGCAUUAGUCAAUCUCAGUUUGAUUGCUGUGAAGAUUAAAAAUUUGCAACCUAGUUUCAAAUGAUUAAUGAUCUGGGUUGCAGUUGGAAGGAAGUCCAUUCCUAAGAUAAUUGUGGCUCAUCGCUGACAUCAUUCUGCAGUGUACCUUUGACAUCUAUUUGUUACCUAACGAUUCAUAGCUUUUCUAAUACUUUGAUGUAACGUGCUAUAUUAUAUUUGUCAUUAUAUUGGAAAAAAAAAUCUUUAGCAUUGCAGUUUAAAACAAAUAAAAACCCCUGUUAUUUCA